Molecule: messenger RNA, 1582 nt
Organism: Fusarium oxysporum Fo47
Lineage: Eukaryota; Fungi; Ascomycota; Sordariomycetes; Hypocreales; Nectriaceae
Product: nucleoside phosphorylase domain-containing protein
Exons: 2
Coding region: 1-1245 (414 amino acids)
Biological process (GO): nucleoside metabolic process
Molecular function (GO): catalytic activity
Source: RefSeq, a predicted model, not a curated record
AUGGCUCCGACAAAGUUUCCCACCGAACCAGCGAGUUUUCAAGUAGCGAUCGUCUGCGCUCUCCCUCGUGAAGCUGAUGCUGUCACUCUACUCUUCGACGAAAUUUGGACCAAAACGCACGACGAUGGACAAGGUUCAGAUCGGAAUACCUAUGCCACUGGGCGGAUUGCACAGCACAAGGUCGUCCUGGCUACUCUACCCGGCAUGGGCACAAUCAAUGCGGCGAGGUCAACUGUCAAACUGACAGCAAAAUAUACUGGCUUGAGGCUAGCACUCCUUGUUGGUAUCUGUGGCGGUUCACCUCGAAUCACCAACACGAAUGCGUUUCUAGGAGAUGUAGUGAUGAGCAAGUCUAUCCUCCAAUACGACUUCGGCAAACAGUACCCUUAUCACUUCGUCGUCAGAAGGUCGGUUGAGGACAGUCUUGGAAGACCCAAUAAAGAGAUACGAUCACUGCUUGCGGCGUUCGAAACGGAAUUGGUCGACCAGAGACUAAAGCGCGCUGCCACAGGCCAUCUCGGGCAUUUGCAAAACAUUGCAAAGAAAGACCAGCGUUACGCCGACUAUCAAUAUCCCGGAGCGGCGAAGGACAAACUAUAUCCCUCCAAGUACCAUCACAAGCACAGGAGAUCAUGCAGCGAAUGCACGAAUGACCCAAAUGCCAUUUGUAACGCAGCCACCAAGUCCUCUUGUAUCGAACUUGGGUGUGAUCCGUCUCAACUAGUUGCAAGGCGUCGCACUGCGAAUCCUCCUGCAGGUGCAGACUUUGUUCCACAACUCUUCAUCGGUCGAGUUGGUUCAGGCAAUUCCGUUGUAAAAAGUGCCUUGCAUCGCGAUCGAAUUGCUGCCGACCAUGGCAUUAUUGCGUUUGAGAUCGAAGGCGCCGGUGUAUGGGAUCAUGUACCUUGCAUUGUAGUCAAGGGGAUUUGCGACUAUGCCGAUAGUCACAAAAAUAAAGACUGGCAAGACUUCGCCUCUGCUACAGCCGCUUCUGUUGCUAAAGCCAUCGUGGAGCGGUAUGCCUCCUAUAAGCGGUAUGUUUUGGUCCUCUCUUAUGGUACAAAGCUUACAUGGGUAGACUUCCGUGGUAUCAACAAGCGUAGCGUCGCUGGCAAUUCUGCCGGGGGUGGAGCGUGGGUUAAUCAGGGCGAUGUAACAGGCAACGCGACAUCCAUGUCUGGCCCUGGUCAAGUUCCAGGAGAGCAUGACCCCAGAUGUCCCUCGCGUUUUCCAGAAAAAUGGUAGUAGGUAGUAAGGAAAGUCCUCAAGACUGAUGAAGAGAAAAUGCUUGGGUCAUUUCGGCAACAGUUGUCUCGGAGACGAGAAUGCUAUCUUCGGUGUUAUCUAUACAAGCUCCCUAGAGUUUAUUCUACACCUUGUAGUACUUACAUAGUUCCAGCUGUCCUGGCUUAGAGCUCCCAUGAAACACUUGUAGUUAAAGACAAGGGCCCUUUCUUCAGCGGGACUAUUGUAUCCAGAAGCAAUCUUGGUUCUUCCUACUGCCUUAGCCUUUCCCGGACUAGAAGCUUAUUGCACGAUGAAAGGGUCAGGUAUCAAAACUCAGCCAUGUACGUUAUCCAAU